AUGGCGCGCACUGCACCGCCUGGCCAAGCGCACGCUGCCAGCGACCUCGCAAACCUGUCCAGUCGGCAACUGCUCGACGGUCUCGUGCGCCAGCUGGCGUCGGAGGCAGACGUGCGAGGCAUCCUGCGUGCGCUGCGACUCUUCGGUGCGCCCACUGGCGGCAUGCGUCCGGCCGCACGCCCGAACGCGCCUUCGCCGACUGCGGAGACAUAUGCGCCGCUCGCCAUCUACUUCAGCAGUCUUGCGAUGCCGAGCCAUGCAGUUCGCUUCGCCCGCCUCGCCCUGCAGCACUACACAGAGCCCGUCGAGCCGCGCAGUCCAGCGACGUUGGCUGUGCGGAUGGCCGUGCAGAGAGCUGCGCACAGCCUAAUUGCUGCCGGUCAGCCGCAAGACGCGCUCGCAUUCGCACUCGCUACACUGCGCUUCUCGCCGAGCGCCAAAGCUGAGCUGCGGCCCUUCGCCUCGUCAAAGUCCCAGGCCGGCGGCGUGCCCGCCGCAGCGCUCGAUGCCACCAUCGAGAUGUAUCCUGUUCUCUUGCGCGCCGCCGCUGCGCUGCCGUUGGAGAGCCGAGUCUACGCUGCGCGUGCGCUGCUCAAGGAGCUCUUCCGUGCCGGCCACAGGCCCGACUAUCGCAUCCGCCGCGCGAUUGGCUACCUGCUGGUGUCCACCAUCGACAAGAACGGCCGCCUGCUGCGCCGCUUCUUUGCGCCCGUGGAACCCAGCGAGCUACUGAUCCGCGUCGACGAGCUGUCGCAAGCAGCUGCCAAGGCCACCACGCCGGACCGACGGCACGCCAUCAAGGCCCGCGCGCGAGAGCUGGAGCGCUUCGGCGCCCUGCUGACCGAGCUGGACCACAUCGGCUUCCAGGACCGCCUCCGCAUCGCAGGCGACAGAUCGCACCGAGCGCGCAUGAGGUCCAGGGCAGCAGCUCGCGAAAGCGCGCCUCUGCCAGAGUCUUUCGACGUCGACGAGGAUCUCGACGACGGAUUGCCGGAGCUUCCCGAAGCGCCACGUGCGGUCGAAGCUCCUGCCUUCCCCUCCGCGCCCGUACCGCGCCCGCACAAGCCGGUCGCGGUGCCAAUCGGCGUCCCGGCCGGCCCCUCGCCAAGCACGUCAAGGCCGCAAUCCUCUCCGGUGGCAGUCGCUCCUUCUGCCGCGCCACAGCAGCGCUCUGCUCCGGUCGCCGUGCCACUCUCGACCGGCGCUUUGUUCGCCGAUCACGCGCAGGUGACCCACGAGCAGGAAUCUCGCGUGCAAGAGGCAGAGUUUGCGCGCAUGCUUGUAGAGCAAGAAGCGCCCUUGCCGCGCGAGCCGGUGGCGCAUCUUCACCAGGACGAGACUCGACCACGAGUCACCGCUUUGCUGAACACUCCUGUGCUCUCCUCUCUCCGCGAGCAGACGCCGCCAGACACGGCCACGCACGUCGAGCGGGAGACGGACUUCUCGCACGCGCUGUCGCCCAGUGCGUAUGCCAUGCGCAUGCGCGUCUACGCCGUACUCUGGCAGGACCUCGACUCCGCGGUGCGCCUCUUCCGCUCCAUGCUCGAGCACAAGGUGCGGCCGACCAUGCUGCACAUUGCGCCGCUCGUCGAAGGCUUUGUGCAGCAGGGUCGCCUGCGCGAGGCGCAGCUGGUGCUCGACGAGGCCGUGGCCAAGCUUGGCCUUGCGCCGACGCUGCGCCUGCACUCGGCGAUGAUCCGAGGCUAUGCACGCCUGGGACAGUGGGAUGCCGUGCAGCGCCAGCUGCGCAGCGUCCGCUCCGCUGGGCUCGAGGUCGACGUUGGCCUGCAGGCCAUGCUGGCCCAUGCGCGAAGCGCGGACCCGGAGAGGCGCCUUGAUGCUGCCGAAGCGGCGGAGCAGGAUGCCAGCAUCGAGCAGCUCCUCGCGGCGCCCACGCCCCCGGCCACGCAGGCCGUCUCGCUGCACUUCGAAGCGCUCAUCAAGACCUGGCGCUUCCUCUCCGCGCACACGCUGGUCCGUCGAGCGCUGGACGCAGGCAUGCAUCGCGACGCCCUGCUGCGCCGACAGGUGCAUCGCUCAGGCUCGCUCAUCGCCGGCUAUCGGCGCGGCCAGCUGCGCGGCCCGCCUGCCUGGGCACGCGGCGAGGACGGAGCGGAGCUGGCGCCGCGCGAGCUGAGCGCUCAGGAGCUAGACGAGGCGGCCAUGCUGCAGCGGCAGAACCGCAAACGGCUCCACGAGCACGCGGCGGCCGAGCGCUACGAGCUGCGCCGCAUGCGCAGGGUCAGAUGCGACGCCGUGCGCCUCGCCUUUGACGCGCUCGUCACAUACAAGCUGCGCGACGAGGUGCAAGCAGGCAUCGGAAGCGAAGUCACAGCGCGUGUCGCGGGCCGCACGAAGAAGGCUGGGCGCACGGCAAAGCACGAGCAGGCGAAGCGCAAGCACAAGCGGCGGACAGGUGCGCUGCCGUUGCACGAGCAGAGUACGUAG
Messenger RNA from Tilletiopsis washingtonensis, 2448 nucleotides. RefSeq lists its product as hypothetical. Gene Ontology annotation, molecular function: protein binding. The transcript has a single exon. Lineage: Eukaryota; Fungi; Basidiomycota; Exobasidiomycetes; Entylomatales. The record is from RefSeq and is a predicted model, not a curated record. Bases 1 to 2448 code for a protein of 815 amino acids.